Rotaria socialis is the source of this 1170-nucleotide messenger RNA. The record is from the annotation of a GenBank genome assembly. NCBI's taxonomy places the organism in Eukaryota, Metazoa, Rotifera, Eurotatoria, Philodinida, Philodinidae.
AUGGGAAACCGAAAUUCCAACAUACAAUCAUUGAAUCAGCAGAAACAUGAGAACAAUGAUAGAAAUAAACUCCUCGAACAGUUGUAUCGGGCUUGUGAAAUUGGAGAUUUAAAUACGGUGAGGCAGCUCUUACCGUAUUUCCCGCAUACACAAAUCAAUCAGAUUCAAUAUAGGGAGAAUUCUGCGUUGGAUGUAGCUGUUGCUAAUGGACAUCAGGAUAUAGUUCAGUAUUUACUCAACUAUGAUUACUUUCGUGGACCGUUGAUAGACCCUAGAUCAGAGCGGCAGCAACAAUUCUUCGGUUUUCUCGUCAAGCGACUGUUCGAUCCGGAUGGUCGGUUUAUUGAACGUGACCUCAACGAUUGCAUCGGUUUUCAGCCAAGCUUCCAAAAUGUACGUGAACACAUAUCAAUCGAUCAUGCACAAUCAUCUCAGUUCUUCAUGAGGAUCGCGAAUGCAUCACCGCUAGUUCGGCCUUUCAUUUCUCUUGCAGUGAAACGAAAGUGCAUCGACAAUUUAACAUUGAUUAUUGAAAGCACACGGCACACUCAUGGAAAUGAAACUUGCAAAGAACUGAACAAAUUAUAUGAUUCAUUUCUUAAACACCAUAAUUUUAAUGCGCUUAUCAAGAUUUUUACACUGGCAACACCUCAAAUGUCUACUAUAUUGAGAAGUAAUUCGGUCAGCUAUACAACGUUGAUUUAUCUGAACCUGCGCGAAUUUCAAAAUCGAGCAUUUCAAGGUCUUUCUUAUCGUGGUUUGAAAGAAUCUCCACUUAAUUUUGAACACUAUCGAUCCGCUAUGGAACAUGAACAUAUCAUUGAAUUGAAGAGUUUGAUGUCGACUUCAAAAUCAGAGUUUAUUUCUGAAAUUUAUAGAAGUGAUGCAAUGGUGCUCAAUGCACAUCUGAUGAUCAUCAAAUUUGAUUUUAUGGAUAACAAAUGUCCAACAGCUCUUGAUUUAACCCAGGAUCCAUGUGUUGCACAAUUUCCCGAUGAAGAAGAAGUACUGGUACUACCACACACUCUCUUUCGUGUAACUCAUAUUCAUCAUACAUUAGCCACGAAAGAAAAUCCGUGCGAGAGAUUUACAAUUACAUUUAAGUAUGAACCAGCACUCAAUGGACGUACUUUGAGCUCGUUCGUUUUGGAACGUUCUUGUUUGGAUUGA